Messenger RNA from Acanthopagrus latus (yellowfin seabream), 1781 nucleotides. It is a transcript of the gene pih1d2, whose product is annotated as PIH1 domain containing 2. The record is from RefSeq and is a predicted model, not a curated record. The transcript has 5 exons. The coding region runs from base 258 to 1208 and encodes 316 amino acids. Gene Ontology annotation, cellular component: R2TP complex; cytoplasm; ribonucleoprotein complex. Gene Ontology annotation, biological process: box C/D snoRNP assembly; rRNA processing. NCBI's taxonomy places the organism in Eukaryota, Metazoa, Chordata, Actinopteri, Spariformes, Sparidae.
UAAGCUAGCGUUAGCUGCUAGUUUCAUUUGACACACAUUUGCCAGUUUGUUAUGUUUGUGUGAUAUUGUUCUUCAUUUUACAAUCUACAGCCCUCUUUUAAAACAGCUGUAGACCAGUAGGUCUUCUAACUGCAACUCACAAACCCUCCUGCAAGUUGUUUUCAUAUCAGCCUGCUAAAUAAGAAGUUGGAUAACUAACUAGCUAGUGGCUACCUUUUGCUAACUCCAAAGUAACGUGCAUACAGUCACCUUAGAACAUGGCCUCCAUCGGCAGUGCAGAGGAUGUUUUAAGGCAGGUCGACCAGUUUUGGUCCAUGCUGGAUGAUUUGUGUGAAAACGACCCCGCAGCUUACCGCAAGUUCAUGGAGACACAGAUGAAGGAAGGAGCUGAAUACAGCGCGCCGCCUGUGCUCGACUCUUGUCUGUGCACCGAAAUACUGGGGCCCAUGAAAGAGUUGCUGUACAUCAACAUAUGCAGCUGGAAACGUGUGCCUGCACCUCAGGAUCCCAGCAGGCCUUUACCUGUGUGUGCAGGAAAACUGGAAACAGACACAGAUGAAGGUCAAGGUGCCUACACAGUGAUGGAUGUGGCUUUAAACCCUGCAGUGCUGCAGGACAGUAAGGAAGAUAAAGCAGAGGUAUAUAUGAUGGUCCUGAGCUUUGCCCAGCAGCAGCUUGGGAUGACAUUAUCUCAGCAGUACACUCUCAUCAGCUCUGGCCCAAAAAAUAGCCCAGAUGACUUGCACCGCCGGCUUGGGUUUCGUCAGUGCCCAAAAGUCUCCAAACAACCAGACACAGCCAGUCAGACCCCAGCUGCCCUUAUACGGCAGAUUUCCUCCCUUCGCUCAGAGAAACAAGACGUGGACACGGCAGCCCAAAUUAUCCGUCGACCUGCGGAGCACAAAAAAAAGGAUUUGAUCCAGGUCAUCUCCACCUCGUUCGUGCAGCCUCAGAAGCCAGAGUACCAACUCGAGGUGAAGACUGAUACAGCAGGAGUUCCUCGCAGCGUGGAGCUGACAGUGGAGCUGCCAAAGGUUUGCUCCAUGUCAGACUGCCAGCUGAGAAUCUCCAAGGACGACGUCCUACUAGAAGUGGAGGAUGUCUACUAUUUGCUUUUGGAAUUCCCAAAGACUGUCAGUGAAGACACAGCAUCUGCCAUCUUUAACAAGAAGAAACGAAGGCUUACUGUGAGAGUGGAUGUUCUCUGAGCAUGUUGUACAUGGGGAAUGGGAUCGAGAGACUUCUGAGAGUGAGGAUACCUAAAAAUGAAUAACCUAACAACUGAAAUUUCUGCUAUGCAAUCUGAAAAGUUGUGCAAACAUAUUUUACUAUGCAAGGACUCAAACGUUCAGUCAGCAAACUAACUAUAACUGAUCAAUUCCCAAAAAAUAAAGUGAUGUUUUCACUGACACAAAUAUGCCGUAUGGGUUCUUAACCCCCCCCAAAAAUUAAUUGACUUUAAUGACAAUCUGUGAGGCUUGUUCAUUAGUGUGUGGGCGUAUGAGUGGAGGUGUAUAAUGGCGAGGAGCUGGUGUACAGUGUCAUUACGGUACAGCCAGGAAAUAAUUGACAACCAAAUGAUCCAUGCAAUAAUUCAUGUUUAUUAAAACAUUCAAACUGAUGCGGAACAACAACAUCACUAUUUGGCAAUCUGGAACGUGUGAAAAAAUGUCGGUAAACAUCUUUUAAGGUCUGAAUACUAUGCAGUGAUCACAGCUUAGGACGAGUUAUUUAAUGUAAAUUAACUUUCUUUCAAGUAUUAAAUCAUUACUGACCAUUAA